UCCAUUGUCAGGUGAGAUCCCGGUCUCCCCGCUCCGUGCUGUGUAGAUGGUACAGUCCACAUGCAGUUCGGAGUUGUUGCUGAGGAGGUUCCACUGUUCGGCACAUACCGUUAAAUUGGCAUGCAGCCUACGCUUGGGUCCUGUAGCAGAAGACUUCACUGCUUUUGAAAAUGUUGCCGUCUUAUCACCGGAGUUACCUUGGACAGCAGGGCAGGGUCGCAUUAUUUCACCUUGUGUGCAGUAUUACAGGUGUGUGGGGCAGUCAGGUGAUGGUGCCUCAGAGGGUGAAUGCUGUGCUGGGGAAGAAUGUGACAUUAGAGUGCAGAGUGGAGGUGGGCACAAACCUUACUCUGACUCAGAGUUCCUGGGAGCGCCGUCUGCCUUCAGGCUCUGUCACAGUGGCAGUCUACAACCCACGCUAUGGCAUCUCUAUCCCUCCAGAGUAUAUCCAUCGCUUGUUUUUUCGCUCACCCUCGUCUUAUGAUGCCACCAUUGUCCUGGGAAAUGUGGGCUUUGCUGACGUUGGGAUCUACACCUGUAAGGUUGCCACGUUUCCUCUGGGAAACACUCAAGCCUCCACUACUGUCAAUGUACUCGUGGAGCCAAAAGUCUACGUGUCUGCAGGUUCAACUGCCCUGAUCGAUGGUGGCAAUGAUACUGUGGUGGCCACCUGUAUUGCUGAGCGGGCCCGGCCCCCUGCCGAGGUGUCCUGGGAGUCCAACCUUUUUGGCCAGUCAGAAGUGCAGCUAUUUGACGAAGCCAACGGCACGACCAGCACACAAGUGAGCUACCUCUGGCAGCCCACACGUCACGUCCAGGGCCACACACUCACCUGUGUGGUCCGCCACCCGGCUCUGCAGAGUGACUUCAGGAUCCCCUACCAGCUCAAUGUGCAGUUUGCUCCUGAUAUCUCUGUUAUUGGCUACGAUGGAGACUGGUUUGUGGGUCGGGAAAAUGCUCAGAUGACGUGCAAAGCCAACGCAAACCCACCUGCUAAUCACUUCAGAUGGAUCAGAUUGGACAGUGAAAUGCCAGAAUGGAUGGAAAGAAUGAACAGCACUUUGCUCUUCCUGCGUCCCCUCCAGCGGAAUGACUCUGGAGUUUACAGGUGCGAGGUUGCCAAUGACAUUAACCUCCGCAGUCGGGAUGUGCGCAUUCUCAUACAAGAUCCUCCCACCAUGCCUUCCACCAUUACUACUCCUGUCCUUACUGGCUCUGCCUCCACCUUAGUCGAUGAUAAGGGGCACGUUCUUCUCAGCUCCCCCACACUUGAAGCUCUACCUGAGGGUAAUCUUGGUUCCAUAGUGGGUGGGGCUGUGGGCGGGGCUUUGUUCCUGCUCCUGCUACUGUGUCUAGUCGGCGUGUGUUACCUCCGGAAACAGCAAACUUUCCACGGGAACUACUACACCAAGCAGUACCUGGGCCCCAAUGACCUCCAGAAAGCACCCACGCAGCACGAGCUCCACCCUACCAAAGCUGGCAGCAGCUCCCACCGUCAGGACCACGACCGGGAGGAGUGGGGGGACCGCCAGCUCAAACAAGAGCGUGACCGUCGUCACCAUAGCAACUACAGUGGAGAGGAGUAUCCCUCUAACGGCUACACUCGGGCAAUGAGGGAGAGCGGCCAUCAGCAGAAUGAGCACCGUGAACACACGCAGUACUCGAGUCCACGGCAGGCCAGAAGUGCCAAAUACCCUCAUUCACCUAAACCAAAGGGAAACGGCUCCCCCUACCUGUCAGAUGACUGCUACGAUAGCGGGCCCGAGGGUGACUAUGUCUCCCACACGGACGGGUCUGUCAUCUCGCGCAGGGAGUGGUACGUUUGACGAGCUGCCUGGUCCUGCAGGAGCAGAGAUACGACAGAAAUCAGAAGGUUUCAUUUAUCCAAUUAUGAAGAAACACAUUAUUUCUCUUAUGUACGCACACGCACACUUCUACUAAUCUCAAUUCUGUAGUUCCCUUAGUUUUGUUCAAGCGUCCUGGUCGACACUUGACACAUAAUGUUUCUGUUCUUGAUGUGGACUGGACUGCACAGCCACUUCGACGGUCUGCAUCUACAUGCCCACAGAAGUCGGCAUGUCACUAGUUUGUUUGUGUGUGUGUAGAGACUAACUAAAGAUCAUGUUUGUGCUGUCUCUGCCUUACUACAUGGACUGCCAAUUUAUUAAGCAUUACUAAUGUCUUUCAUUUGAGGGGGAGCCCUGGGAGCUUACAGAUCACAUAUGGUUGUCGCAUAAGAACGUUUUGUUUUGUUUCUACAAAAUCAGCCUUCUCGGGCUAUGUGAUAUUUGUAUUUGUUUGUGUUGAUAUUGCUUGCACUGAUUUGUUUAAAAGACCUCUGACCUCUGAAUACGAUUGGCUGAUAUUCAAGAAUGGUGCAGAACCCAUGACUGGAAGUAAAUUCAUGAAAUUCAGAGGGUCACAGAUCCUUUUUCCAAAACUCAGAAGAACACAGUAGAGGCAUUUAGGCUAAUUUAAAAAAAAAAAAAAAAAAAGGAUUUAUCCCACUGAGAAAUCAGAAUAACUUCAUGACUGAACUUCUCCACACUGAUUCAUAAAACGUAUUGCACUGCCUUUUGCAAAACUUUAUAAUGGACAACCACAUCUUUUUGUUUUCUACUAAAAAUGUCUACCCUUUAUGUAACUUACCAUGGUGGGAGACUUGUGAGCUUGAGGAAUUGACCACUGACGUCCUAAUAAUGUCCUUUUAAAACUGAUGGCCUAGCGCUGGAACCUUAAGAGCAUUUCUACUGUAUGUCCUCAGCUCAUCUUUUAUCCCCAGGAGAGCUACAUGCAUGCAUGAAGGCAGGGCAAGCAAGGAUGUCUGCAUGAAUGAGGCACAGUCCACUGGAACAACAGACUGGGUUUAUCAGUUUAACAGUCAAGCCUUGAAGUUUAGAUAAGCUGGACUAUAAUAAAACUUCAGUUUUUUAUUUUUUACGAUUUAUUGAAUUUGGGAAGAGUUAGUUGUCCUAUUCAUUUAGCCACAAACGCAUUCUCCUGUUGUCUGCCAGAUGGUAAUGGAUGUGUUUGAAAGUCUGCACUCUGGCACCAACCCAGGCCUCCUGGAAACUCAAGAGUGCUAUCAGCAGGGGCAUUGUUGAAAGCAGGCUACAGUAUGGCAGCCACCAUACGCUGGCCUCCCAGUCACAAAGUAUUUUGUUACACAAAGAAGUCAUUCAAGAGUGCAGCCAGUACACUCGACCACAGCGACUAAUUUCACUACUCUGAGUAAUCUGUAGAAAAAGACACAACUGUGUCACAAUCACAAUCUGACGCAUUAAUAGGCUUAUUGUUGCUUAUCCAUGUGCGCAACUGCACUAAUCAUGUUCACCAGUUAUUUUUUUAUUUAAGCAUUUAUUAUUACUACCAGUAUUACUACAGUAAAAAUAUACAUUAGAAAUCAGGUCUUCUGUGAUGGAUGUGCUGUCACUGUCACCUGUGCUUAUCAAGCCACAGCACGGUGCUUACUUACCAGAUGGGACAGACAAUAUGUUUUUACACUGAUCAUGAAACCUUUUAUUCAUAAUUAUCCUUUGAGUAUCUAUCAAAGUCACCCUGUGCUUCUUGUUUUUCUUUUUUUCUAAAAAAAGAUUUUCGGCUGGAUUUACAAUUAAAUCUGUAUUCAUUUGUAACCAGACACAUCUUAUUGCUGAUCAAGACUCUAAAAUGUUGCAGGAUGUACCAAGUACUGUGAUUGAACUGAGGAGAAAGUGUUUUCCAUGUCGGUGUCAUUGGGCUAUGGAGCUCCAGUAGUUCAGGUGUCAAACUUAGAUAUAAGCUACUUUAGAUUUAAAUAUACAUUUCAGUUUUUAAGUGAUCAGAUACAAAUCUUAUUUACCAGACAGCACGGAAGAGAUCCAACAAUGUCUUUCAUGUACACUAGUGUUUGUGGAUACAUGCCAACUUUAGUAGUAUGGUCACAAAUACAAUAUUUGCUGCCAGAUGCCAAAUAUUUGUUUAACUUGUAUGUAUAGACUAACUAACAACUUAUAUAAAUGACUAACGUAUCACUGUUGUAUACAGGGUCUUGUAGCCUGAAACGGAAGUGAAAAGAUGCUCUAGGCCACUUUAAUAUUACAGUAACAGUCGUCAAAAUGGGAAUUAGUUAUAUUGUUAUGAACCCUCACUAAUUAUUUGUCAGGGUGUGAAUUUUGUGCGGUGAAUAGGCUGCAACUCUCAUAGUGAGAGAUUUGAUAAUGUGCCACUGUAACUUGCAAGCAGAGAAGAUGACCCCCAUACUGCAGUUCAUGUUGUUUCAACUGUUUAAAACACUGUUCAGUACACCAGAUCUCAUUUAUUUACAUAGACAGAAGCCUCCCAUUAUAUUAAGUAACUUAAGUUUCAGUUCACUCCCAUGCAUUAACAUAAUUCCUCACUUACUGUCAGGGGUGUACAGAAGGUUUUAGUAUCUGUUGCCUACAACACUACAGAUCAUCUCUUUGUUUGGUAGAUAGAGUUCCAAUGAAAAAACAUUUACAGUGUGGAUCACCAAAGUAACCAGAACAAUGUUUGUCUAAAGUCGUUGGUGUAAAAUGUCUUUAACGCAAUGUUUAAAUAUCCACAAACAAAAUGUUCACCCACAUUUUAUUGAUGUCAAAUUUUGAGAGAAUCUCAAAACCUUAGUUAUUCCAAAAUGAUCUGCAUUAUUAUUGACAGCUGCAUGUAAGUGGGAGGAUGUGUUUCUUUGUCAUUUGGGUGACUUGACCCUUUUUAAUGGGAGUCUCCAAAAUGAGGUGUACAGUUGACAAUUUGUGAACCGGGUUGUCAUUUAGAUUGUUGAAUUAAAAGUUAGGUUUUGGAGGGUGGGCAUGCUGCUGACACCUAUUCUUUCUGCCUUUCCGGUCACUUUCACAGAAACGCAGGAAGCUCAGCAGCCUAACCCUUUCUUCUGUUUGCUUUUAUGCACUAAGACUGAAAUCCCACUAAUCGAUAUACUAUUUUAGCUUGACUCGUCAGUUUGCAGCCCCGCACCUGGAUUAAUGAAGUUCUUUUGUACUGUGAUGUUUUGUAUAGAGAUCAGUCAUCAAUAUCUUUACCUUGAGAAAUGUCCUUCACUUUGCGUUGAGAAAUACAACUAGUGCCUUAGAUACCUAGAAAAAGAAAUGUUUUCUUUAUUAUUGUUUAUUUCUGGAUGUGAGAACCUGUUUUGUUGCUCUGAGAUUUUAAUUUGUUGCCGUUUUGUUUUCUGCAUAUUGUGUGUUAUGACUCCAGAGUGCCAUAUUCACUUUUUCUGCCCCUGUCACCAUGACAGUUAAUGACGCAGUAUAUCUGCAAUACCUAGAGGCAUUAAAACGCACACAAAGACCAAGCUUGAAUUUAUUUAAAUGUAAAAUUAGUUAGAGCAUUUUGACUUUGCCGGUACCUGUCAGGGGUUUCUGUAGGAUCACACAGUGUAACAGGGUGAAGAAUUAACUUCAGUCUCACAUUGUCAAUGAAAAGCACCUUGUGGUCAUGUUUUGUUUUUUGUAUAUACAGAAGAAAGAUGUAAAGUUUCUGGAAGGGGGAAAAAAAUAUUUAUGUCAGUGACAACAGUGGAGCAUUAAUUUGUCAAAUCUUUUUGAGAUACUUUAGUUCAAUAAAGCACCUUAGAAACUGUGA
Molecule: messenger RNA, 5601 nt
Organism: Cottoperca gobio
Lineage: Eukaryota; Metazoa; Chordata; Actinopteri; Perciformes; Bovichtidae
Gene: nectin3b
Product: nectin cell adhesion molecule 3b
Exons: 6
Coding region: 171-1826 (551 amino acids)
Biological process (GO): heterophilic cell-cell adhesion; homophilic cell-cell adhesion
Cellular component (GO): apical junction complex; adherens junction
Source: RefSeq, a predicted model, not a curated record